Messenger RNA from Cadophora gregata, 330 nucleotides. RefSeq lists its product as uncharacterized. The coding region runs from base 1 to 330 and encodes 109 amino acids. The record is from RefSeq and is a predicted model, not a curated record. The transcript has a single exon. NCBI's taxonomy places the organism in Eukaryota, Fungi, Ascomycota, Leotiomycetes, Helotiales, Ploettnerulaceae.
AUGAAAUCUUCUGGCCGUCUAAUCAGCAACCUGCAGCAAUGGCUCAGCGCCCAAAAAUUGAAAUCCGAGACCUGCCCCCUCUGCUUCUCCGAUUUCAUAGAGAUCGAUCUCCGCUGGGCAUGUGUCCAACCCGAAUGUCUACAGAAGAUCUGCAAGGGUUGCUUGAGUGGCUGGUAUGGCAUGAACGCUGCUGGCAAAAUCAUCAAUACCGCCGCUCUGUCAUGUCCGUACUGUCGGGGUGAUCCGAUGGCGACGACGCUCGCCAAAUAUGGCAAGGGUAUUCACGCAGUUGGGAAUCUACAGACUGCGGUGGAGGAAAACAGUGAAUGA